This is a messenger RNA of Propithecus coquereli (Coquerel's sifaka), 908 nucleotides long. It is a transcript of the gene CFD, whose product is annotated as complement factor D (adipsin). NCBI's taxonomy places the organism in Eukaryota, Metazoa, Chordata, Mammalia, Primates, Indriidae. Gene Ontology annotation, molecular function: serine-type endopeptidase activity. Gene Ontology annotation, biological process: proteolysis. Bases 26 to 802 code for a protein of 258 amino acids. The transcript is spliced from 5 exons. The record is from RefSeq and is a predicted model, not a curated record.
GUGUCAAGGCCACAGAGGCUUCACGAUGCACAGCUCAGUGCUCCUGGCGGCUCUGGUCCUUCUAGGGGCGGCCCUGUGUGUGGCGCAGCCCCGCGGUCGGAUCCUGGGGGGCCGAGAGGCCGAGGCCCACGCGCGGCCCUACAUGGCAUCGGUGCAGGUGAAUGGCCAGCACCGGUGCGGCGGCGUCCUGGUGGCCGAGCAGUGGGUGCUGAGCGCUGCACACUGCCUGGAGGACACGGCCGACGGGAACGUGCAGGUGCUCCUGGGCGCUCACUCCCUGUCGCAGCCUGAGACCUCCAAGCGCCUGUACGACGUGCGCCGCGCAGUGCCCCACCCGGACAGCCGGCCGGACACCAUCGACCACGACCUCCUCCUGCUGCAGUUGUCUGAGAAGGCCGUGCUGGGGCCCGCCGUGCGCCCCCUGCCCUGGCAGCGCGUGGACCGCGACGUGGCACCGGGCACUCUCUGCGACGUGGCCGGCUGGGGCGUGGUCAGCCACGCGGGCCGCCGGCCAGACCGCCUGCAGCAUGUGCUCUUGCCAGUGCUCGACCGCGCCACCUGCAACCUGCGCACCCACCACGACGGCACCAUCACCGAGCGCAUGAUGUGCGCGGAGAGCAACCGCCGUGACAGCUGCAAGGGUGACUCCGGGGGCCCGCUGGUGUGCCAGGGCGUGCUCGAGGGUGUGGUCACCUCGGGCUCGCGAGUCUGCGGCAACCGCAGGAAGCCCGGGAUCUACACACGCGUGGCGAGCUACACGGCCUGGAUCGACGGUGUCCUGGCCCAGGGCGCAGCGGCCUGAGGAGGAGGUCCAGAGGGUCCGCAGUCACCUUGGGCGGGGCCCGAGCAAUAAAAUCCUUCACUCCUGCAUCCGGUCGGUUUUUAUUGAGCACGUACUGCGUGCAGGA